GACCUUUGUUCGGGCCGCCCAAAAGACGCUAGCCGUCGCACCUGUACCUCUCCGCGCGAGAUAGAGGAUUCAUCUCCUGAAAAACAGCCCAGAAUGGCCACAUCCCUGGAACCUGAGGAACAAAAAGGACUUUUAAUAGUUAAGGCAGACCAUUAUGGUGGACAGGACUCCAUCUCACAGAAGUACAGUCCUCACACAAGGGAACUCUUCAGGCAGCACUUCAGGAAGCUCUGCUAUCAGGAUGCACCUGGACCCCGUGAAGCUCUUACCCAGCUCUGGGAGCUUUGCCACCAGUGGCUGAGGCCAGAAUGCCACACAAAGGAGCAGAUUUUAGACCUGCUGGUGCUUGAACAGUUCCUGAGCAUUCUCCCUAGGGACCUGCAAGCAUGGGUGCAGGCACACCAUCCAGAGACUGGAGAGGAGGCAGUGACUGUGCUGGAGGAUCUGGAGAGAGAGCUUGAUGAACCUCGAAAGCAGGUCCCAGCCAAUUCAGAAAGACAGGACACACUUUUGGACAAGUUGGCCCCCUUGAGAAGGCCACAUGAGUCACUGACUAUCCAGCUCCAUCCCAAGAAGACCCAGCAGGAGCAGGAAUCUGGGGAGCCCCAAAGGACUGGUGAUAAAACCAAGACUAAGAAUAAAGAGUUGUCCCAGAAGGAAGAUAUACCCAAAGACAUGGAAUUCCUUGGGAAAAUAAACAACAGACUUACCAAAGCUAUUCCUCAGUAUCCUGAAUCCAAAGAUGCUAUUGAAAGUGAAGGCAGUUUCGAGUGGCAACAGAGGGAAAGAAGACGCUAUAAAUGUGAUGACUGUGGAAAAAGUUUCAGUCAUAGCUCAGACCUUAGUAAACACAGGAGAACUCACACUGGAGAGAAGCCCUAUAAAUGUGGCGAAUGUGGAAAAGCCUUCAUUCAACACUCACAUCUCAUUGGACAUCACAGAGUACACACUGGAGUGAAACCCUAUAAAUGUAAAGAAUGUGGGAAAGAUUUCAGCGGGCGCACAGGUCUCAUUCAGCAUCAGAGAAUCCACACAGGUGAAAAACCCUAUGAAUGUGAUGAGUGUGGGAGGCCCUUCCGUGUAAGUUCAGCCCUUAUUAGACAUCAAAGAAUUCAUACAGCAAAUAAGCUCUACUAAUACGGUAGAAGUAACAAAAGUUCUUUAGACACUCAGGCCUAAUUAGUUAACAGAGAAAUCUGCCUUGGAGACCUUGAGUAUCCUGAUGUAGGCAAAGCUUCAAUCAUCAUUAAA
Molecule: messenger RNA, 1251 nt
Organism: Lipotes vexillifer (Yangtze River dolphin)
Lineage: Eukaryota; Metazoa; Chordata; Mammalia; Artiodactyla; Lipotidae
Gene: ZSCAN16
Product: zinc finger and SCAN domain containing 16
Exons: 4
Coding region: 94-1137 (347 amino acids)
Biological process (GO): regulation of transcription by RNA polymerase II
Molecular function (GO): RNA polymerase II cis-regulatory region sequence-specific DNA binding; DNA-binding transcription factor activity, RNA polymerase II-specific
Source: RefSeq, a predicted model, not a curated record